Messenger RNA from Seminavis robusta, 2553 nucleotides. NCBI's taxonomy places the organism in Eukaryota, Bacillariophyta, Bacillariophyceae, Naviculales, Naviculaceae. The record is from the annotation of a GenBank genome assembly.
AUGACACCGCAAAUUCGAUGGAACUGUUUGGCAAUGCUGAUCCUGACGGUGUUCCUUUCCCAUGCAAUGCCAUCCGUAUUCGCUUUUCCGAUGAGUGAUCAAGACUCGUUGACGUCGGCAUCGUUUGUAAAUAGGAUUCUGAAAAAAGAAGAAACCGAUUCUCCAACCAUGUCGCCAACGGCGAUCUUCAAUGGGGGCAGAAACAAUGACAAAAACAACAACGACAAAAACAACAACGACAAGAACAAAAAUGACAAGGACGAGAAUACGUGGGCGCGACCAUGGGAUGUCGUUACAGGUCCUCCCACAGACAAGCCUUCCAAAGCACCGACGACACCCAGGCCCACCAAGGCACCCACAACCGAUAAACCAUCACAAUUUCCAACGGUGGGGCCAACGUCAGGUAGGCCAACAUGGGCCCCAGUUACCAGGUGGCCAUCUCCAGCCCCAGUGGCUGCAGUUGCAGCAUCUUCAGCUGCACAAACCCCUAGGCCAACCCCCUUUCCCUCGAGUUCUGCGAUCGAGACUCCUCAACCAACACCACUGCCAACACGAUUACCAACAACACCUCGACCCACACGAUCACCAACAACACCUCGACCAUCGCCUUUGCCAUCGCAGAUGCCUAUCACGGCAGCCCCGAUCACACGGCAGCCAACCCCUUUACCAGGAUUACCAACGAGGACACCGACGACAAGUCCGCCAACGUUGUCACCGACUCCAAAUCCUUCUAGUCCGCCAACGUUGUCACCGACUCCAAAUCCUUCUAGUCCGCCAACGUUGUCUCCGACUCCAAAACCUUCUCCUUUGCCUACGAAUCCUCCCUCGACGUCUCCGACCGACAAGCCCACAUUCAACCCCACGAUGCCUCGAACGUUUGCACCCAUCCCUGGAGUUCCAAACCCAACAUCGCCAGCUCCGACGUCAGCUCAACCCAUGACUCCUGACCCGACGACACUGGCGCCAGUUCCCCCCGCUCAAACAGCAAAGGCCAAACCAGCAAAGACAGAGGAGCUGGAAGCAAUGCAAGUCAUCCCCUUUGGCGCCGAGCUUCAGAAUAUAUCCAUUGCUUUCUCCGUGUGGUUCCCUGAUCGAUCCGGUGUCAACGAGGCUGACCACGACAGCAUGUCUGCUACGAUUCAGACCGCAUUGAGUUCAACGUUGGAGUAUCUCUUUUGCGACAGUAGCAAGAGCAGUGACUACUUGGAUGAUCUGACAUAUUGGGACAAUCUAGGAUUGGAAAAUUACAAGGAAGAAAACCGUCUUUGUGCUUUUGUGGAGAAUGUUGUUCAUGGAGACGGGCUGAUUGGUGCUGUGGCGUCGCCGGCAUCGGGCGAAGCGUCAUUGCUGAAGACUGCUGAGAAUGGUGGUCGAUUCCGACUUCUGCAGGGCGGGCAAGGGAACAAUAACCUGCAAGCCUACGAAGAGGGAAAAUGGGAUGUUGAUGAGUGGAAGGAUCUGGACGAAAAGUUUGCGACGUGGGAGCAAUCGAACCGUGCAGGCGAUGGAGGAGGUCAAGCCAUAUACGCAGUGGAACCCAACGACAACAAGAACAACGACAACACGGAUAACAACAACAAGGAUAACGACACUAAAGAUGACACCAAAGAGGACGAAGACAAUAAGGACAACCAACAGCAACAAGUUAAGGAGGACGUGAACCAGGGUCAACAGAACGAGGAAAGGGCGAACGACGCAAAAGCCAAUCAGGAGAAUCCAAAUGAUGAUAAGAACAAAGAUAAAGAAAACGAGAAGGAGAAGAACGACAAGAAGAACCAAGGCAAGGCUGAAACAGCUCCACCCAUUGCCGAUGUAGCCGUCAUGCUGCAACCACCUCACCUGCAUCAUCAUGUGCAUUUCAAUGCUCACAAGAAUCUGGCAUAUACUUCCUGGAAUGUUUCCUGGCCCGUUGUCAGGCUGACAAUGAGCUAUCUCGAACAAUCCUGGAAUACCCAGUCUAAGAACGGCGACACGGAAGCCGAAGACGUAGUUGCCUAUGGGAUCGCACUGAUGCAACAAGAGCUCAAAGCAUCUCUGAAAGAAAAUGUGAACCUUCGCGUGUUGGAUGUCAUUCUGGAGGAUCUCCUCAAGGAACCCGUCCGAGUGAGUGUUGUGGGACACGAAAAAGAAACCUUUGGCAUGGACAUUCUCCUUGAGGAAGGUGAUCAUAUGGGUUACAACAUGACGGCGGCCGAAAAGCAAGAGAUGCUGAACCCGCAUCCGCUACAUGCAAUGCGACUCGUUGGUAUGACGCUCUUGCUCUUUACCUUGAAGUUCAUUGCGAUUCUACUUUUUCUAAGCAGAAGGCGGAAACUUGUUCGGGAAGCAGAGUUGAAGCGGCAUAGGGAAGGAAAGGGUAUGCUGGAGGUGAAUGGAGUGGAAGAGAUGCUGAAGAAAACCAAGACAGCCAGGAGAGACGUGAUUGCAACAAUGCACGAUAAUCCAAGGAGGAGUCGCAGUGACUCUCGAAGUGAACGAGAAUACGAGAUGCGCAUACCAAUGCCGGCUGGAUUGGGUAGCACUCGUCGCUCAGUAAGAGCGGCGGCAUUCUAA